AUGUCAGGUCUUAGUAUUUCUAUUAUUAUCGACAAAAAAGAUAGAAUACUACCUAAAUCUUUUAACAACCGUCCUGGGUAUGAUAUGAGAUAUGUAGAAAUUCUUGAACCUAAAGACCUGAUGCAAGAAUAUUGGGAUCAUGAUUGUAAUAAACCAAAAACUAGAGAUGCAAAUAAUAAUACUCUGGAUGAUAUGAAAUUUUUAGGUUUAACAAGACAUGAAGUGAAAAAUUCUCAAACUCGAGAACAAUUUAAUCAGUGGUGUACUGAAUGGAUUGAAUUAUAUAAAAACAAUCCUAUAAUGUGCAGUUCUAUUAUUAAUAGACAAUAUAAAGAAUAUUAUAUUUAG
This is a messenger RNA of Cetraspora pellucida, 348 nucleotides long. The record is from the annotation of a GenBank genome assembly. Lineage: Eukaryota; Fungi; Glomeromycota; Glomeromycetes; Diversisporales; Gigasporaceae.